Molecule: messenger RNA, 10233 nt
Organism: Homalodisca vitripennis (glassy-winged sharpshooter)
Lineage: Eukaryota; Metazoa; Arthropoda; Insecta; Hemiptera; Cicadellidae
Product: epidermal growth factor receptor substrate 15-like 1
Exons: 21
Coding region: 110-2902 (930 amino acids)
Biological process (GO): endosomal transport; endocytosis
Cellular component (GO): plasma membrane; cytoplasm; clathrin coat of coated pit
Molecular function (GO): cadherin binding; calcium ion binding
Source: RefSeq, a predicted model, not a curated record
AAUAAGGAUUUGAAAAUGACGCUUUAUUGAUCUAAGAUCUCAUUGGCUCUGAAACUCUUGUCUCUCGCAGUCAUUGACCAAUGACACACUCCGUGUAGUACACUCACUCAUGAAGAUGGCUGCGUUGCCCUCUCCUACGCAGGUCGCCGGCAGUCAUAAUUCCAUAUACGAGUCAUAUUACCAACUGGUUGAUCCAAAUAACCAAGGUAGCGUUGGUGCUUUAGACGCUGCUAAAUUCUUAAAGAAAUCAGGACUUUCAGAUGGUGUUCUUAGUAAGAUCUGGGAUUUAUCUGAUCCAAAUGGUAAAGGAUACCUCAACAAGUCUGGGUUCUUUGUGGCGUUGAAGCUGGUGUCACUGGCGCAGAUGGGACGAGAUACCAACAUAGCCAACAUUCUUAUGGAUGUCCCUCCUCCCAAGAUGGCUGAUGUGCCAGCGGUCAUUCACAACAAUGUGAUUAACUCAGUGCCUGCGACUCUGAGUGACUGGGCCAUCAAACCUCAGGAGAGAGCCAAGUAUGACCAGCUGUUCGACUCUCUACAACCUCUCAAUGGUGUUAUACCAGGGAAUAAGGUGAAAGGUCUCUUGAUAGAUUCCAAAUUACCAAUUGAUACGUUAGGAAAAAUUUGGGAUCUCGCUGACAUGGACAAAGAUGGAAGCCUGGAUAGGCAUGAGUUUGUUGUGGCAAUGCAUUUGGUGUACAAAGCCUUGGAGAAAUAUGCAAUUCCGAACAGUGUUCCUCCAGAACUUCUGCCCCCAGGGAAGAGGAAAGACCCUCUCCCUCCAGCCCCUGUCCGUGCUGCCCCGGCCCCCAUCAUUCCAAUAGCUCCUGUUAUUAAACCUGAGCCAGUUAAGCCGCCUGUGCCACCACUGCCACAAACGCCGUGGGUUGUGACAGCCGAGGAGAGAGCUAGGUAUGAUGUGCUGUUCCACCAGACAGAUGUGGACAAGGAUGGCUUUGUGUCCGGACAUGAGAUCAGAGAUGUAUUCCUGCAGUCCGGAGUACCUCAGGGAGUUUUGGCACAAAUAUGGGGCCUAUGUGACAUGAAGCAGACAGGAAAGCUGAAUGGAGAGCAGUUUGCACUGGCCAUGUGGCUGAUCAACCAGAAGCUAAAGGGGAAAGAGCCCCCACCUGCCCUCACCCCCGAGAUGAUACCACCCAGCGUUCGGAGUAAGGGCCCCGAGACAGUGGAAAACAACAACACAACGCCAUAUUCCAACCCUGAGCUAGAUAUGAUCAGCAAAGACAUUGAGGAGUUGGUACGUGAGAAGUUAACUCUAGAAAACGAAAUCAUACAAAAAGAAGCUGAUAUUAAGAUAAAAAAUGGAGAAGUUAAAAGUUUACAGGGUGAACUAGAUACUUUGGCUGCUACACUGAAACAGUUGGAAACACAAAAAGGAGAGGCUCAAAAAAGGCUGAACGAUUUAAAAAAUCAGACAGCCUUGGUUGAGUCUGAACUCAGUGAUGUCAAGAUGGAGUUGGAAGCUGAGCAAGCACAGGUUGACAAUUUAAGGAGGCAGGCGGAGGAGCAAGAGAGUAAUUUAAAAUCUCAAGAAGAAGAGUUGACGAACAAAAAACAAGAACUGGAGGGGCUAAGACAAGAAGAGACGAGAUUAGAACAACAACAAGAGGAGUUUCGCCAAAAACUGGACACACUUAGUCAAAAUCUUCAAGAAUCCCAACUACAAAUCAGUCAGGUGAAGGCCAGCAUUACACAGUUAGAGGAGCAUCAGAGACAGAUGAAGGACGCAAUAGCCUUAGCAGAGAGUGCAGCCUCUAGUGGGGAUGCUUCGUCAGUGCCUGACACCUGCCUUAAUCUGCAGCCUGAGUUUCGAGACCCUGCCUACUCGAGACUUGUGGCAGAUCAGUUACAAGAAUCAGACAAAGAGCCAUACACAAAUGGUCCUACAGAUAGUGGUGGGGACAAUUUCAUGAACAAUAACGCAUUCGGUAAUGAUCCGUUUUCAAAUCCUACCUCUAAACCACAAGAUCCUUUUGCAGCCAACGACAGUUUUGUAGCGGAUUUCGGUUCAAAGCCUGUGGAUUCUUUUACAUCAGAUCCUUUUGCUAACGCGUUUGGCUCAAGUAUAUCAGGCAGUGGCAGUAAAGCAGAUCCUUUUGAUCCUUUUGGUGAUGGAAGCCGGAACAGGCCUAAAACACCCCCGGAAGAAAACACAGAUAAAGAUCCAUUUGGUUGCGAUCCCUUUGCCAUCUUACAUGCCCCCACAGCUGCGUCUGGACCUCCUCCACGGCCAGAGUCUCCCAGUCCUGCCCUCCCACCCAAGAAGAGCAAGCAGCCUCCACCUCGGCCAGCUCCACCACGUCCCUUGCAGCCCCCUACCCCUAGCCCCACCCCGGCUGACACCUCUGACCCUUUUGCUGCCAACAGUGGGUUUGCUGACUUCUCUAACUUCAACAGCAAGUGCUGCCACUCCUCCCCUGUGCCCGUCCCAGGUUGUGUUGUCAGCAUUACUCAGUCAGGCGACAGCACACAGCUUGUGCUUGCCUUCCCUAGACACUCAUGGGCUUGCUUACUCGCCCAGUUUUCUGACACUACAGGAAGCGCUGCAGUGCCCCCGCCUGUGCCCCGGCUGGACUUCACAGAGGAUCCAUUUCGAGACUAUCGUUACGAGGACCCAUUCAACAUCGUGGAUCCGUUUGAUGAUGUAGACAACAGUUCUCCUGUCCCUACUCAUUCUUCCACCCAGUUGGACCCAUUUGGUAUGGAGAUACCUCCGGUCAGCGGGAACAAGACUCCUGUCCGUCCUACUCAACUGGACCCCUUCGGCAUGGAGGUGCCCUCGCCCGGAGGUGACAAGGUACCUGUAAAUGGAAAGAUAACUCCGAUUGUCGGUAAGGGUGCAAUAAAUGGUAAAAAACACCCCCUCACCACUCCCCUCUGAGGACCAACAAUUGGCAUGGGCUGCCGCGGAAAGUCUGAGGCUCGAGGAAGAAAGGCGCAGGCAAGCGGAGAGAGAGAAGGCUGACCUGGAACUAGCCCUGGCUCUUAGCAAAAAAGAGAAGAAGCGCAGUAAGCCAUUCUCAAAGAUCCUCUCCAAGUCCUAGCUGUGUUUAGUAUUGACAGGUGUAAUCAAACGUUAUUUAUUGCUAUUAUAUAUCCCUUGGUGACCUGUUUAGCUUGUUCAUUUGGCUCGUUGUCUUGUUUAGCUUUACAUACUCUUUUAGUCUUCCUCUAGUAAAUGGAGAUCAGUAGUAAUCUACUGUGUAUGCAAUGAAUAAUUUAGAUUAAUUCUUAUUUAAAUUUUUUUUUUUUUUUUUUGAAUUUAGGCCAAGUAGAUGGAGUAUCAGUGUUAAACUUUUAAAGAAUGCAACUUUUCAAUUGUUACGAAAAUGUUUCAAGUAGCUACAAGUGGUUUUUUAUAAGAAAAUCCAAUUUUUUAAACUUUGGAAAAUGCACUUACGAAUGAAGUAAGUUAUGGAAGUAAGAUAAUAAUAAAAUAGAUCAUUGAGAGUAUAAGAUAUUUUAAAGAAACUAUUAAAUAAUUGGCUCUCUUAGUGUAGUUGGCACACAAAUAUUUUUUUCCUUUUUACAAUUAAGUAACUGCUAAGAUAUAAACGAAGCUUGACCGUAAUGAGCUAAGGGGUUUUCUUUCGAAAUGGUAACUAAAAUAAUUUCUAGAAACUUACGUUGGAAAUGAACUAUUUUCACAUAAUUUCCAAACAAAGCUGCUUCAUUAUCUGGCCCACCACAUUUUUCUGAUUUUCUGUGGAUUUGGAAUCGGAAUUUCUGAACAAAUCAGAGUUGAUUACUCCCUUAACUAGAAUUUUAACAGUUAUGUUUUUUGCAUUUAUAGAAUUUCAAAUUUGAUCUCAUGAUUUGAUCAUUGCUUCAAGUCAGACGCAGUAUCUAUGAUCAGUCUUGAAUGUCUUAAUGUUGACAAAAGUCCAACUCUUUUGAAAAUAUGCCAAGUAAGUGGCUAGCAAAUCUGCUUGACUUACUAGUUUGUACAUUUUAUGUGCUUGAACAAAGGUUUUGUUACCACUAAACAAAAGACUAAUGACAAAUUUGUACUUUAGCCAAUCCGUGAAGAUUAUCUGAGAUGUGUGGCUCAAAUAGAAUUGACUUACAUCAACAAACUUAUAAAUGGAAGAAUUUUUUAUAGAAAACCUAAAUUUAAUUGUGAAAGUUAUUAAAGUCCAUCUUAGCAUUUGGAGGCUGAAAUACAGUCAUGCCAAUUUUGAGUGUAAUAUUUCUUUCUUCGCUUGUGUGUCACUGCUUAUAUUGAGAGUCAAAUAAUAUUAUUCUCCUUGUGUUCAUUACGACAAUGAGUUUUGUAACCGUUAGGCUUGACAAGUGAAUAUUUAUUUGUUUGCACAUUCACGUCUGCCUUCACGACAAUACUGCUUUCCUCUUCUCUAAUGUUCAUAUCAUGUUAUGUAAAUAUUGUUACUAGGAACGUUAGUUAGACAUGUAUAUAAAAAUAAUGUUUCAGAUGUUUUUCUAUGUUUGCCUCGUUUGCUUGCGAUGUGAUGUUUGUAGUUUGAAGUUUUUUUGACACUUUGCCCUAGCCACGAUAUAAUAGACUUGCAGUGUUGAAGUGUGGAACAGAUGUUUCGGUGAGAACCCGGGUCGCUUGGACAGUGUUACAGUUUUGUGUUGUUUCUUGAGGGAACGAUAAGGCAGAUUUCACUUAAGACUUACAACGAUAAAUUUGUUUUCUUUUUUUAUAAAUUUCCCAUUAUAUCUAGAAUAUUCUUCAAGAAAAAAAGGUUGAAGUUGUAUAUAAGUUACUUUAUUCUUUAUCCCAGUCAGUAGACAGUUUCCAGUUGAAUUUUUAAACAGUGUUUUAAGUAAUUAACAUAGAUUUGUUUACGAGAUAAACAUAUAUUUUCAACCAAAACAUUAAUAUCACAAGGUUGAAGAUAGUUGAGAUUUACUACCUGCAUUUGAUUAAAAUUAUGGUCAAAUUUUAUGUACCCACAUGUCAUAAACAAUGUUGUAUGGUGUAUUUUAUACCUGAAAUGAAUUAUAUUUUACAAAGCUACAUAAGUGACUACAAAUAUUAGUUUCUAUGUCUUACGCUACUUUUAAAACAAUUAUCAGUGGUGCUGGGCCACCCUUCCACUGUCAAUGAAUAAGAAAAUCCUUUUAAAUAUUACCAAUAAAGAAUAAACAAACAUGUUUUAAUAUAUAAAUUUAUGAUUGGUAAAAUGUAGAGGGAUAUUUUAAGCCAUCAGGAGCAAUACAGCUCGCAUUGUAGAGAGGUCUAGCACCAUUUUGUUUGUUAGCCUGUGGUUUGGAGCUAAGGUUGAGGGUAUAUGUCAUUUCCCUGUCAUGAAACUUGUAUUCCACUAAAAUCAGCAAAGCAAUACACUAAACAAUAAAGCUUAUGGUUUGAAAUGUAUGUUAAAACAACUGUUUUAUUAUAAGAAACAACUUACAGAUUUGUGGGCUAAUAAUACAAUUUGACCAUACAAGUUUGUACAAAAAUAACCAUUUUAUCAUUUGUGAUAGACAUUCAACUUUAUUUUGUCAUGUAAAAAUUAAAUCAUAAAAUUAUAGUAUCUGUAUAAUAUUUGUAAUUGCCAUAUUUUAAAGAAAGAAAAUAAAUAAGUUUUAAAUGAAUUAACGAAGCACAUGAAGCACAUUUAUAACGGUACUAAAACCUAAUCCCGUUUUUGUUUUCCUAUCCAAUUUACUUAGUGUAGAAGGGAACUGUUUAGAACUAACAGUUUGGUGGGAGAGAACAAAAAAUUCCACCCUCCUUCUCCAUUUUCAUGGCGUGUUUCACUCAGUUACAGAAACAAAUAUUCUCUUUAUAUUUGAAUUAUCAUACACAUUAUAUAUUAUUUAUAUAUUUUCAUUUCCUGGCUGACAGUUGUUUACAUAGUCCUUAUAAUAAAGGCCUACCACAGUUACUUAUACUAUGUAGUCAAUAUGAAGAGUUUUUUGGGACGUUUUGACUUCCUAGAUUUGCUCUUGAAGUUCCAUUUGUCAUAAAGUAGUUCAUGACAUUUCUUACUCGUAGCUUUUAGUAACAUUUCUCAAUUUUGUUUGUGGAACUGAAUAUAUUUGUUUUACUAUAAAUUAAAUAUUUCUGAAUAGUUACUUGAAAUGUAAAAUAUUUUUUAAAGGUUAGGUUUUGAUAACUAUUUUAAUGUGAAAGUGUUCUAAUUAAGCAAUUUUGAACAUGAAUUUUGACUAAUCCACACUGGAGUGUAUAAUUCAAAACCAGAUCCCCAUCCUCAAUUCAUUAUUAUUGGGUGUAAUGUGUUUUACUUGAUGGUUAAAGUUGUAUACAAAUUUAUUAAACUACAAUCAAUAAAUUAUUCAUAAAACUCAUUCACUGACGAGCAGCUUGGUCAUUGUUAAAUCAAGGUGCUAUGGUUUUUGGUAAUUGACAAGUAAAUAUACUACUUUUAAAAAUUAUUUUGUUGUUACAGAAAAUUAAUAGAUUAAUAUUUUGUGGCAAUAUACAUGUAUAUACUAUCUUGUGAUAUAUAAAUACUGAGAGAAAUUCAACUGAAAUGCUAUAAUGGUCAAAGAAAUUAUGCGAAAUUAAAAAUAUUAAAGCCUACUUUUGUAAAUUGUACAUGGAACAAAAAUAAAUGUAUUUAUGAUAGAACCCUGGGUUUUCUAGCCAUUGAUUUUUAUAAAAACAAAAAUCACACGAUUUAAAAUUAAUUUUAAGGGAAUUCGAUACUCCAAGAAAAAAAGCUUUUUGUUUAUAACAUUAAAACGUUUUAAAUAUUUUUUUACUGACUCUAGGUACUUAACCAAACAGAAAAGAUGAUUUUAAAUUUUUCAAAAUUGUUUUAUUAUAUAAAUGUUUUUUUUAUUAAUUAUGUAUUUUUUUAAAUUGAUUUUUUUUUUAAUCUACUCGGCCAAUUCUUUUGUUCUAUGUCUCAAAUGAAGAUACUGAAAUCCUUUAAAAAAUAGUAUAUUUUUAUAUAUAUUAGAUGUAUAGCGAAAAAAAAUUGCUUACAAAAUAGUUGAAAAUCCUCAACUUCUAUUUAUAUAAUAAUUUAUAUAAACAAAUCUAAUGAACCAAAUUAUAUAUAUGAUAAUCCUCAAAAGGUUUCAUCAUCUUAGCUCUUACAGUUUUCCUAGGAUAUCCAGUUAUGUGUCUAAACACAUAGAAAAAACUAAUUUGCAGAUAGUCACAACUGAAGUUUGGCAAGAGAUUUAGCGUAUUGUUUCUUGAUUUGGAUUAUAUUAGGUUGCAGUAAGGUAAUUACUUUCAUAGUUCAUAUAAUUGGGGAUUACAAAGUUUUGCGUGUUCUCAUUAUUAUGUUUUUGUUGUGAUGGUAACAUCUAUAGGCAUACGCAUUUCGUUUGGACGUAACAAGUAGUAGAUAGGGACAUAGUGGCCUCCUUCUAGCUUAUAUUGCUUCCAUUCGGGAGGCAGAAAGCAAGAACUGGUAGUCGUGUAAUUUUCAAAGUAAGUCAAAUAAAGUCUGUUCUUUCUAAUAAUACAGUGCUUUUAGUUCCUAGGUAUGAAAAGCUCUUCAAAAAAUAGUGGCCACUGAAUAAUACCAAUGAACCACAAAAACACAAAUGUGAAAGUAGAUUUAGUAACUCAUAGACGUUUAGCAUGAAAGCAGAGGUUCCAAAGACCACUAAACAACAAAUUUAAGAAAUGCUAUAUGAAACGAUAGACACAGGCUGACUUACUUAUUGUGAAGUGUGAAGCAACAGCACUUAGCAAUUGCAAAGUCCAAGUUUGCAGGGCUUUGAGUAAUUACAAUUUUUAGGCCCAAGCACACCCCUAUACUGUAAAGAGUUGUGUUAUUUUUUUUUCAGAAUGAACUUUUUAGUUGUUUUGGAAUAUCGAAUUUCUUUAUGACUAAAAAAUUGUCAUAUGUAGCUAUGUCAAAACUCUCUUAUAUAUGCUGAAAACUACAUAAUGACUACAUUUUCUAACAAAGAUUUUUACAGUAGAAUCGUACAGUACCAGUGCAAAUAUGUCUUAAUUAGCAGUGAAUUUGUUGACUGAAUGAUGAAUAAUCUUAACAGUAUAAUUUUUGUUCGGUAAAUGAGGCUAUCAGUUAAUGUGUUUAAAAAAUUAUGGUACUAACUAGUGUUACCAAUAUAUCAGAGAGGAAGAGUAAUAAACAGUAGCUUGAUCCUAUGUUAUAUUCUGCUUGUGUUUUUAUGUAGAAGUUGUCGGCAUUGCCAGUUGUUAUGAUAAAAUAUCACAACACUAGGUGUUUAUUUAAAUUUUCCAUACCUCUGAAGCGUUUUGUAAUCCAAAGAUCUUUGUUAGUGUACAAAAUAUGUUUGUAUAUAUUUGUUUUGUACAAUGUUGUAUAUUAAACGACAUCGUUAUGCUGUUAAUGCGGUUAGUUUAAACUAAUUGUUUGUAUAUUCUGAAAUUAUGAUUAUACAGUUCCAUAACUAGCUCAAUGUAGAAUUAGAAAUUUGUUUAUAUGAAUAUCAAGAUAUAUUUUUUUAUUUAAAAAAAUCUUUGUAUUUAUUUCUUACGAAGCUGCUUCAGAUAAUUAUGCUUUAGUAGAGACUGUCAUUUUGGGAAAUCUAUAAUUUUUUAUUUAUUUAAAAAUAAAAUGAGGUUUUAUUCAAAUAUGAACAUAAGGAUAAUUGAAAUUUAAUGUUUUUUGGGCUUUAAACAGUUUGAUGACUACCUUGAAAAUUGUAAAAACGAACAGUAUUUUAAUAAGUUAUAUUAUUACAACAUUAUGAGCACCUUAAGCCAGUAUUACACUAGGAAACAUUUUUGUCAGAGUUUUCUUAUUCUUAAAUAAAAGCUUUUGACAAGAUAUUUAAUAGUGUGAAGGAGUAGUGAAAGUUAAGAGAAUCUGCUUCACUGAGUUUGGCGCCUGGGAUCGCAGCACAAUGUUUGUAGUGCAAUACUGUACUCGACUCUUGUACAUAAUACAGUACAUUAUAUAUAAUGCAAAUAGUUAUAUUGUGCAUAAUUGUAAAUUAUGGAAAUAUAUAUUAUUACUAGAGAUAAGUUUGCUUUUUUAUUUGUGUAUUUUGUUUCCAAAAAUAAAAAUAUAUUCUGAUAUUACAUUCCAGUUUAAGUGUAACAAAUGUGUUAUUUAUUGUAAAACUAGGCGUAGGGCUUUUAAGAAGAUACCAUAGUAUACUUGUGUCAGCAGCAGAGGUGACACCAACAUUUCUAGAUGUAUUGAUUUUAUUUUCUAAUUUACAUAUGUUUAUUUAUUUUUUGUAUAGGUGUUCAAUACAAUAUUAUUUGCUAUGUAAUAACUUGAACGUGUUGCAUAGGUUUAGCAAAUAAUUUAGAAGCACAAAUAAAAGCAAUACGUUCCACAAAUAAAAAUGGAAAUUUGGAAUAUAUCUCAAAUUGUAAUUUUUAAUUUUGUUCCCAUAUGAACUAAUGAACAAUGAGAUAAAUAACUAAAAACAACAUUAUGUAUUGAAAUAAUGUAUGUGUUUCAAUGAAUUGGUUAUAGCUCUAACUUGAAGUCAUGUUAAAAUAAUGUUAUGCAUAUUAUUUUACUUUCACUUACUAUGUUUUAUUUUUUGCUCUAGCACUUAUUUUGUAAGUGAUUUUAAAAUAAAUAUGUCUUAAAGAAAACUACAUGAAACUAUUUCGUAAAACAUUUUUGUGUUUCUUCAAAGUUAUAUUUUUUUAAUAGUGUUAGUAUAAUAAUAUUUAGUCAAUGAUCUUUAUCAAACAUAAUUUUUGUAAUUGUACCUAUUCUUAAUAAUAAUGAUCGGUUGUUUUACAUGAUUGAAACAAAUAUUGUGAGGUUACAAUCUUUCUGUGAUUUGCAUUUACUUAAAAGGUUUGAAAAAACUAAUUGGUACAAUUUAAAGAUUUUUCUUUUGGUUUGUUUGAAUCUUUAUAAGUUACGAUGGACAGUAUUCUUUUAUCCUAAAAAUUUGCUUUGAAAUUUAGACAUUUUUUCUUUAUUAAAGUCUGAAUCAUGUAACAUUGUGCUUUAACAAUUACUGUUAAUUACUUAUGUUCAACAUUGAUAAGCUUUAAUACUCUUUUUAUAAUGUAUGGUUCUUUCCUAUAACCAAUGUUGAGUUAAGUAUGGAUAAAUGUAUACAGUGUUGUCAUGUUGCCGUCGGAGAACCACUGAACUGCCAUGGCAGGUACUGAGUUUAUAAAUGUUACCUUCUUGACACGUUGUAUGUUUUGUCUAAUAUAGUAUUUAUAAUGUUCAAUUUGUUACACACUGACCAUGUAAACGGCUAGAAAUUGUGUAAAUAAAUAAGUAAUGAAGCAAUAUCUGUAGACUAAUGUGCAGAUAUUUGCUCAAUAUGAUUGUGGUUGAA